AUAUAAUUAUGACAAAUACAUAUAAUGAAACAACGUAAUUUUUUAUUUGAUCUAUUUAAAUCGGGUUAAAUUCUCUUUUCACGCGUAGUAGGCAUACAGUAUAAAAUAAAGCUUUUCCCAGCGCAUUUACACAAGAUAUUGCAUAUUAAAAAAAUCAAUCGUUAAUAUCUUGAUCCACCAAUAAGAUCUCUAAAUAAAAUUACUACGCCUAAUCAUGUCCAGUUUGUCAUUGCUCAACUCUUCGGGGAUCAUGCCUUUUUUGACCUUAACCGCUGUUUUUUUGUUCAUUGGUCCAGUGUUAUUCAUAGGGAUCGCUACCAUGUGGGCAAAUCUCAAACAAAAAAUUUCCGAUGAACUUUCUGCACGUGUCACUAGAAUCGUCAAUGAUCUUGAUACAAAAAAUAAUACACCGGAAAUCGAAAAGACCUUUGUCGAAAUGAACAAAAAGCUUAGCGCACAUAUUUCCGAAGUUAACGUUAAUUCCACUGCAGAGAUUAGCAAAAUUAAGAAUGAAAUCUAUUCCAAUUUCACUGCGGAGAUCAAUAAAGCAUGAAAUUACUGCAGAAAUUGAAAAAAAAUUCACGUGAUGUUGGUUACUCUGCGGAGGCGCAGAAAUAAGAUCAAUAAUCAGUAACGUGACUACAAGAC
Rhizophagus irregularis DAOM 181602=DAOM 197198 is the source of this 648-nucleotide messenger RNA. Lineage: Eukaryota; Fungi; Glomeromycota; Glomeromycetes; Glomerales; Glomeraceae. The record is from RefSeq and is a predicted model, not a curated record.